AGAAAGACCUCGAACACUGCAAAAACCAAUAAGUACCUCGGCUCUCCAGGAUAUGUGCACUCGGAAUGAACAAGUCAGCUUGUCAUGGGUUACCAUCCUCAUCCCUAUGGUACGUAUUAUGCACCAACAUCUAUAUCCUGCUUCUGGUUUGUAGUCCGAGUCCUAUACGUGCCGAUUAUGAGACCUCGUAUGCGAGGCAAUUAUUGGGUUUGGAGGAUGCAGAGAAUCAAGCAGCGCUGAAGAGGGAAAUUAGGUAUCCUUCUGUUGGAUUCUACAUCUAGCCACCGUGUGUGUCGUUGUGCAGCCCGAGGCCCCAAGUUAACGGUGAGCGUGCGCCGUGUGCUGUGUCUAGGGGUGGGUGACUCGUUUCCGAAGUUGUUCUCCAGGCGUUUUGGUUCAUCCUACCAGCCAGUGCGAUCUUCGCAGAAUACAUCAUAUGGGAUCUCAGUGGAAUGUCGCCU
Molecule: messenger RNA, 461 nt
Organism: Suillus clintonianus
Lineage: Eukaryota; Fungi; Basidiomycota; Agaricomycetes; Boletales; Suillaceae
Exons: 1
Coding region: 66-281 (71 amino acids)
Source: RefSeq, a predicted model, not a curated record